Molecule: messenger RNA, 1966 nt
Organism: Annulohypoxylon truncatum
Lineage: Eukaryota; Fungi; Ascomycota; Sordariomycetes; Xylariales; Hypoxylaceae
Exons: 2
Coding region: 160-1689 (509 amino acids)
Biological process (GO): mRNA splicing, via spliceosome
Cellular component (GO): spliceosomal complex; nucleus
Molecular function (GO): zinc ion binding; RNA binding
Source: RefSeq, a predicted model, not a curated record
ACUUUUUUAUAUUCAGCCUCUUCAAUCUUUUUACUACAGCAAGAUUCAUAAUCACAAUCACCAUCCCAUUUCCGCUUCGAUUUGUAGCAUCUCCCGCCUACUAUAAUAUCUUGCUCAUCUAUUGAGAAUUGGUGAUUGGGUUUCAUCCGACCAUUCAAAAUGCUCUUAGAAGAGCAAAGAUUCCUCCACGAGGACCUCGAGCGCCUUGAACAGGGCAUCGCAGAUCGCAUUGGCGAUGAACCCAAACAUAUCCGCGACCGCCUGGCACGUGAUCAUCAAAUAGCCCAAUUUCUUGAUCGCAUAUCGUCGCAGUCCUCCAAGCUUCUAUCUCUUUACCGCGAUGCAGAUGGGUCAAGGUCGCGUGAGAUCCAACAAAUCGGUAGCGGUGACCCAAUGGAAGAGUUCUACAAGCAGCUUACCGACAUAAAGACUUUCCACACCAAGUACCCCAACGAACCUGUCGAGAAUCUCGAGCGCGCAUACCGACCAAAGAAGGGACCCGAUGCCGAAUCUCAACCUAGCAUCGUGGAUACCAUGUUUACUGGUGAAGAAGCAUUUGGCCGUUUCUUCGAUCUUCAUACCUGCCACGAGCUUUAUCUCAAUCUACCUAACGCGAAGAGACUCAGCUAUCUUCAAUACCUGGAUUUGUUUGACAACUUCACGCUAGGUGCUGGCGGGCUGAAGAGGUCGGAGAAGACGACGGACCAGUAUUUUAAAUACGUUGGCCAGCUUGCUCUAGAUCUUGAAACCUUCAUGCGAAAAACGAGGCCGUUGGAGAAUGUCGACAAGGUAAUCGCCGACUUCGAUAAGGAGUUCGACGCCGCAUGGGACAAGGAUGAGAUCGCAGACUGGAAAGCAGAGGAGUCUAGCGGGAAGGCUACUGGUAGCGCGAAACAGCCAUCCACGGCCGACGCAGUAUGGUGCGAAGAUUGUGAAAGGGAGUUCAAGAAUGAGAACGUAUACAAGGGUCACCUUUCUGGCAAGAAACAUGUUCGCGCUGCAGCCGAGCGGGCUCAAAGAUUACAGGGCACGUCCGAAGAAGGGGGCGACUCGACCAACGGUAAUCGGAAAGGUGGGAUGUCGACACAGAGGCUGAAAGAACGGGCGAUCGCAGAAAGAGAAUUCCGAGUCAAGCGCCUUGCAAGCGCGAUGAGUACUGAGCGAAGCGAUACUCGAGUGAAUGUCGAGCGAAAGCAGGGCAUGACGGAGCGUGAAAGGCAGCAGGAGCUAGAGAAUUUGUUCAGCGCCACCACUACCACUUCACAGCCUAAGGAUGCCGAAGAUGGCGAAGACAACGACGACGAAGAUAAGAUUUAUAACCCACUGAAGCUGCCACUCGCGUGGGACGGCAAGCCUAUUCCUUUCUGGCUGUACAAGCUUCACGGACUCGGUGUCGAGUUCCCCUGCGAAAUAUGCGGAAACUUCGUAUAUAUGGGACGCCGAGCCUUUGAUAAGCACUUCAACGAGGCGCGACAUAUCUAUGGCCUCAAGUGUUUGGGAAUCACGAACACAAGCCUCUUCCGAGACAUAACAGGAAUCGACGAGGCACUAAGGCUAUGGGAGAAGAUACAGAAAGAGAAGCGGAAGGACAAGGUGGAUGACGGCAGUGUAGUCCAGAUGGAGGAUGCUGAAGGGAACGUCAUGCCGGAGAAGGUCUACUACGAUUUGCAGAAGCAAGGCCUAUUGUAAAGCUAUUUGGGUGUAAUAUUUUAUGCAGGGUACUAGGAUCUGCUCAUGAAUCAAGGAAUCAUGGCAUGGUUGGGAAUAUUUGAAAGAGGAAUGAAAGACGCGGUCUAUAUUUGCCAAUAGAAGUAAUACCAUGAGGGUUAAGGGGCAAGAACAAUGACACCCCUAAGGCUUCUCGUCUUCUAAACUGCUUCUAGGUACAUAGAUACUUCCGGGCUACGUCUUGGUUCGAGCCUUAUCUUAUCGAUAACAGCAAUCGAACCCCACAGUCCGAGGUCCA